This is a messenger RNA of Verticillium alfalfae VaMs.102, 1164 nucleotides long. RefSeq lists its product as hypothetical. Lineage: Eukaryota; Fungi; Ascomycota; Sordariomycetes; Glomerellales; Plectosphaerellaceae. The transcript has 2 exons. The record is from RefSeq and is a predicted model, not a curated record. Bases 1 to 1164 code for a protein of 387 amino acids.
AUGCAGCAACGAUGCUUCACCCAGACACCUGCCCGCCAUGAUACCCGAUACAUCACCUUCGACCCCGACGUCAGCGACAACCUCGCGCCCAUCCUCACGGAAAUCCAGAACAAGAUCAUCCUCCCCUACUACCUGCCGCCACACCAGCGCGAGCGUGUCUUCAACGAGAAGCACCGCAACUCCCUCCGCAUGAACCCCGUCGACAUUGAGAUUGACGGCCUCACCCACCGCUUCAGCCACCUGCCGUGGAAGGAGAUCCCCUCGACGCGCGCCGUUUUCCACGAGGCCCUGCGCAACAUGGAGACGACCCACGACUGGUCCAACUUUGUGCGCCUCCUCUCCGGCCUGCGCGAGGCCAAGCGUGUCAUCAACACAGCCAUGUUCGUCAAGAUGGUUCGCCAGACCGGCGCCAAGGGCCGCGUCUUCGCCGUCAUCGACGCCGCCCGCCAGACGAAGCGCACCGGCCUGCGCUUCGACCUGCCCCAGAAGGUCCAGGAGGUCCUGCUCUUCGUCCAGCUCAAGGCCCUCGACGCCGCCUGGGAGAAGAAGGAGCUCGAGCAGGCCCUGCGCUGGUCGACCAUGGUCCUCGAGAUGGCCGCCGACCCCGCCCACCGCCUCGAGAAGCGCAGGCCUGACUGGCUGUCGUGGCCCGUCGAGCGCGACCCCCUGUCGUUGACGGCGCCGCUGCACCUCGCCGCCGCCCUCGCCGUCGGCCACAACGCCGGCCGCGACGUCGACGGCCGCGUCACCUACUGGGCUAAGCAGGUCGUCGGCGCCUGGCCCGCCGGCAAGGGCCUGCUCGGGGCCUACCCGGCCGAGGCGUUUGGCGGCAAGGGCAGCGUGAGCGGCGACAGGGGCGACGUCAGGUAUCUCAGCGCCGCGCCGCUCUACAUCGCCCCCGCGGCGAACGCGCUGCACGGUCUCAAGCUGGCGGCGCAGGUCGUCGAGCCGGCGCUGGCCGACAAGCUCUACGCCAUCGCCGCCGCGCUGGAGCCCGAGCUCGCCAACAAGAUUGCCGAGCUGAAGGACGGUCUCAAGGAGGGCUCGCUGCCGCACCGCGUCUACACGAACCAGUUUGAUGCGCAGGGUGGCGUCAAGCUCGAUGUCAAGGCCAGCCCUGUGGAGGAGGCGGCGCCAGCGGAGGACGCCAAGACGGAUGCGUAA